Messenger RNA from Xiphophorus maculatus (southern platyfish), 1130 nucleotides. RefSeq names its product fatty acid-binding protein, adipocyte-like. Gene Ontology annotation, cellular component: cytosol; nucleus. Lineage: Eukaryota; Metazoa; Chordata; Actinopteri; Cyprinodontiformes; Poeciliidae. The transcript is spliced from 4 exons. Gene Ontology annotation, biological process: fatty acid transport. The record is from RefSeq and is a predicted model, not a curated record. Bases 734 to 1027 code for a protein of 97 amino acids. Gene Ontology annotation, molecular function: fatty acid binding.
AGACAGAGCAGGCAGCAAGGGAGCAACUUUUCUUAAAAAUCAACAUUUUAUAAAUUGGUCUUCUUUUCUACAUCAAGUAACAGGGAGGGUGGUAGUAACUCAGAUGACUCCAGGACUCAGUGACUAUUUUCUAUUCUUCCAACAUUUUAUCAGCAUUUCAACUCAUUCUCCCUCCAUUGUUUCAAAAUAAAAUUGAAAUUACAAACAUAGGGGACUAAAUGGUAUGGUCAAGAACGUAAGACCUAUGGGACUUCAUCUGCUUGAUGCAUGCAUUUCCUGAGGUGAGGUUGCUUUUAGCCUUUGGAAUACUGAAACAUGAAGACUUGUAUUUUAUGCCACUUAGACCUUCCUGUAAUGUUGUAGUUUGGCCGCCAUCCAGAAGAGGGCGCCGCUGGCCAUCCUUUAGCGGAGCCGUUGACAUAGAAGCAAAGAUGGCGGCCAUAUGAGACCGAUAAAGAGAAGAAACGGUCUGAAAAGAGUCCGUUGUGGGAUGCAAAGUGCACUUUAAUCGGUUCUGUUUCGAGUUGUGAACAUUCGACACGCUGCUAAGUUUCACGUUCAUUCAGCCGAGCUGCUUAACAGAGCAGAGUCGGGUUGAAAGUUUUAAAAUUCUUUCAAGAGCAACCACAAACGGUACUUCUGGAUGAACAUCUUGCUCGCCCCAUCAGGAGAGGAAGGGAACAGGUUUUUCUAAUGGUUUGGAUUAUUUGGUUAUAUUUGGUUGUUUAUAGGUAUGAAAGGUAGUUGUCAGGUAGCUGCCAGCUUAGCCAAGCCUAAUCUGAUCGUCACCCAGGAUGAAGAGAUUAUUUCAGUAAAGGCUGAAAGCACUUUCAAAAUGCACAAGAUCAAGUUCAAGCUGAAUGAAGAGUUUGAUGAGAAGACACCAGACGGUCGUAAGGUAAAGUCCAAGUUCUUCCUGAGGGAUGGCAAACUUAUCCAGGAACAGCGCUGGGAUGGAAAGAUUACAACGAUGGAGAGAGAGAUUAAAAAUGGAAAGCUUGAAGUUGGAAAAAUGCAUUCUGGGUAAAGAUGUUGCAACAAGGAUCUAUGAAAAGGAAGCAUAACCUCCCCAUUACCAAACAAAUGCAAUGUGUUUUUUAAGCUCCGAAUAAAACCUGCAUGUGAUGCUA